AUGGGCAAGCUGAUGAAGAUUGUAGGCAUGUAUAAAGAAGUAUUACUGUUUUAGCAAGUGGCCAUCUAAUAUGCAUCAAUUGGUCCGAAACCACCUGGAAGAAAGGAGAAUGAAGAACAGCAAAGACAUGGGAAAUAUGAGCCCAAGAGACAGAAAGGGCUACAUAAACCAAAGACUCUAUCAGCCUGAGACUGGAAGAAUUAGAUGGUGCCUGGCUACCACCAAUGACUGCCCUGACAGGGAAUAAUACAACAGAGAGUUCCUGAUGGAGCGAGAGAAAAGUGGGGUGCAGAACUGAAAUUCUAGUAAAAAAACCAGAUAUAAUGGUCUGGCUGAGACUGGAGGGACCUGAGAAGAUAUGGUCCCCAGACUCUGUUAGCCCAGAACUAAAACCAUUCCUGAAGCCAACUCUCCAGACAAAGAUUAGACUGGACUAUAAAAUGAUACUGGUGAAGAGUGUGCUUCUUGGCUGAAGUCGAUACAGGAGACCGAAUGGGCAGCUCCUGCCCAGAGGUGAGAUGAGGAGGCAGAAGGGGACAGGAGCUGGUUGAAUGGACAUGGGAAAUACAGAGUGGAGAGGAGUUCUUCAUGUGGGAUCCUCCAAGACAUAAACUGAAUUGCAUUUAAAGGCAACAUUUGGAAGAAAGUACAUCAGUACUCCUUCUUGUCUAAAAGAGAGAAAGAAAAGGGAAACAUAAUUUUGACAAAUAUUGAGACAUUCAAACACCAGUGAAAUGGAAAAACCUGCAAAAUAAAAUUCAGCAAAUACCUUAUACAAAAACAAAGAUCUGUGAAAGGUGUUUGUAAAAUAUUUUGUGAUUUAAUACUCUUUAAGCCUGCCAUAAUCAUCUGAGGUUGAUUUAUUCUUAAGAGUUUUUUCAUUCCCCUGAACAUUUUCAGCUUGUGACAGCUAGUUUCUUAAUAUCCCAGUUACUGAAAAGGAACUAGGAUAGAUAGUUCCUUAGCAGUUCUCAGUACUUCUUUAUAAUUUUUAGAGGAGGAAGGUGACAUCUAGGGAACGCUUAUUUAUGCAGAAAACUGUGCAAGAUACUUUAUAUAAUUAACACAAUUAAUCUUUACCACAACCUGAUGAGGUAGCUACUGUCACCUCCAUUUUCCAGGAAAGGAAACAGGCUUAGCAAAUGUAAGUGAUCUAGACCUUAGUAAGAACUGUCAUUUUUCUUCAAAACAUUUCACUUGUGUUACCUUGUUUGAACCUUACAGCAAAUUUAUACAUGUUUCUGUUUUACAGAUGACCAAACUGAGGGCCAGAGAGAUAAAUAACUUACCAAGGGCAUACUUGAAUAGUUUUAGGAAUCAUAAAAUCUGAGGGAGAUGUGGGCUUACUGUGGAAUUAUAUAAGAUGCUCAAGAUAUUCUUAAUGAUACUUUAUUGGAAUUAUUCACUUAUUAGAACUAUCCAGUGACAAUUGAAUAGAUGAGUGAUCUGUAACAUUAAUGGAAUGAGACAAGAGGUUGGCCCCAACUAAAAGUAAUGGAAUAAAACCUUCUUAAAUACAGAGAGUCCACAACUUUCAAUUUAGUAAUCUGAUUCAAUAAAGGAUAUAUAAAUGAAGAAGAAGAAUUGAUACCUUUGAAUUAUGGUGUUGGUGAAGAAUAUUGAAUAUACCAUGGACUGCCAGAAGAACGAACAAAUCUGUCUCGGAAGAACUAUAUCCAGAGUGCUCUUUGGAAGCGAGGAUGGUGAGACUUUGUCUCAGUACUUUGUACAUGUUAUCAGGAGGGGCCAGUCCCUGGAGAAGGACAUCAUGCUUGGUAAGGUAGUGGGUCAGCAAAAAAAAGGAAGACACUUGACGAGAUGGAUUGACAAGGUGGCUGCAACAGUGGACGCAAACACAGCAAUGAUUGUGAGGAUGGUGCAGGGCUGGGCAGUGUUUUCUGUUGUGCAUAGGGUUGCUGACUUGACGGCAGUUAACAACAAUGAAGAUGUUUAUUGCAAUGUUAUUUUUAAUAGUUAAAAAUCAGAAUUAGUCUGGAACAAGGAAUGGUUAAAUAAAGUAGAUGUAUCCACUUGAUGAGAUAUUAUAUAGCCAAUAACAUGACAGAUACAAACACUCUAAUAACAUGGAAAAUAUGGUAUGUGUGGAGCAAAGGAAAGCAGAAUACAAACUGUUACGUUUAUAUCAGUUACAAUCAUGUAAAAAUUAAGUGUCAUGGAUUGAAUUGUGUUCCCCAAAAAUGUGUGUAUCAGUUUGGCUGGGCCAUGAUUCCUGGUAUUUUGUGAUUGUCCACCAUUUUGUCAUCUGAUGUUAUUUUCCUAUGUGUUGUAAAUCCAGCCUCUAUGAUGUUAUGAUGUCCUAUAGGGUCGAAGGCACUGGGUUAUGAUGUUAAUGAAGGGGGAUGGGUGGCAGUUGUGUUGAUGAGGCAGCACUCAGUCCACAGGAUUGGAUUGUGCCUUGAGCCCAUUUCUUUUGGGAUAUAAAAGAGAGAAGCGAGCAGAGAGAUAUGGGGACCUCAUACCACCAACAGCAGUGCCGGGAGCAGACUGCGUCCUUUGGACCUGGGGUUCCUGUGCAGUGAAGCUCCCAGAUGAGGGGAAGAUUGAGGACAAGGACUUUCCUCCAGAGCUCACAGGGAGAAAGCCUUCCCCUGGAGCUGAUGCCUUGAAUUUGGACUUCUAGCCUACUUUACUUGUUGGGAGAAGGAUUGGUGAAGGGAGACGGUGCCUUUCGGGCAGUGCUUUGCUGCAUGCAGCUGAAAGGAAAGCUCCAGCCUGUGUCCAGCAUUCUUGCCAAGUCACUGACAGGAGAGUCCCUGAAUGGGAUGGUAACAAAAGAUUUAACAAGACUAAAAACACUUCUCACAGAAACAGAGACAGCAACGAGUAACGUCCUCUCUGGAUAUCACGUGGAAGACUUAGAAGAGGGAUCUUGUAAUGGUUGGCAUUUCCGCCCACCACCUAGGGGAAUCACAAGCAGCGAGGAAUAUACUUUGUGUAAAAGAUUUUUAGAGCAAGGAAUCUGUAGGUAUGGUGCCCAGUGUACUUCAGCACAUUCCCAGGAAGAACUAGCAGAAUGGCAGAAAAGAUAUGCUUCACGGUUGAUAAAAUUGAAACAACAAAAUGAGAAUAAACAGCUCUCAGGCAGUUACAUGGAAACCUUGAUAGAAAAGUGGAUGAAUUCAUUAUCUCCAGAGAAAGUGCUCAGUGAGUGUAUAGAAGGAGUAAAGGUAGAACAUAAUCCGGAUCUGUCGGUCACUGUCAACACCAAAAAGUCGCAUCAGACGUGGACCUUUGCUCUCACUUGUAAGCCUGCAAGAAUGCUGUAUCGUGUAGCGUUGCUUUAUGAUGCUCAUCGUCCUCAUUUUAGUAUCAUUGCAAUAUCUGCCGGAGAUAGUACUACCCAGGUAUCACAAGAAGUCCCAGAAAACUGUCAAGAAUGGAUAGGAGGAAAGAUGACCCAAAAUGGAUUAGAUCAUUACGUGUAUAAAGUCGGGAUAGCAUUUAACACAGAAAUAUUUGGAACUUUUCGCCAAACCAUAGUUUUCGACUUUGGAUUAGAACCAGUACUCAUGCAAAGAGUAAUGAUUGAUGCAGCUUCUACAGAAGAUCUUGAAUACCUGAUGCAUGCAAGACAACAGCUAGUAACCACAGCUAAGCGUUGGGAUUCUUCUUCUAAGACUAUUAUAGAUUUUGAGCCUAAUGAAACUACUGAUUUGGAGAAGAGCCUUCUUAUCAGAUACCAAAUUCCUCUCUCUGCUGACCAGCUAUUUACCCAGUCUGUUUUAGACAAAUCAUUGACCAAGAGCAACUAUCAGUCACGGUUGCAUGACCUUCUUUAUAUUGAGGAGAUAGCCCAGUAUAAAGAAGUCAGCAAGUUCAACCUUAAAGUGCAAUUGCAGAUUCUAGCAAGCUUCAUGCUCACUGGAGUUUCUGGAGGUGCAAAGUAUGCUCAAAAUGGACAACUUUUUGGCCGCUUUAAGCUUACUAAAACACUUUCUGAAGAUACUUUGGCUGGACGACUGGUGAUGACCAAAGUCAAUGCUGUUUAUUUAUUACCAGUCCCUAAAGAGAAGUUAGUACAGACCCAGGGAACCAAAGAGAAGGUUUAUGAAGCUACUAUUGAAGAAAAAACAAAAGAAUAUAUAUUUUUAAGGCUAUCCAGGGAAUGCUGUGAAGAACUUAAUCUCCGACCUGAUUGUGACACACAGGUUGAACUUCAGUUUCAGUUAAAUCGCUUACCCCUCUGUGAAAUGCAUUAUGCACUAGACAGGAUCAAGGACAAUGGGGUUUUGUUUCCAGACAUCACUAUGAAUCCCACUAUACCUUGGAGUCCCAACAGACAGUGGGAUGAGCAGUUGGAUCCUCGACUAAAUGCAAAACAAAAAGAGGCUGUUCUGGCUAUUACAACUCCACUUUCUAUACAGCUGCCACCUGUUCUUAUCAUCGGACCCUAUGGGACAGGCAAAACGUUCACUCUAGCUCAGGCUGUGAAGCACAUACUCCAGCAACAGGAGACUAGCAGGAUUCUCAUUUGCACCCAUUCUAAUAGUGCUGCUGACCUCUACAUAAAGGAUUAUUUACAUCCAUAUGUAGAAGCAGGCAAUCCCCAGGCAAGACCUCUCAGGGUAUAUUUCAGAAAUCGCUGGGUGAAGACUGUCCACCCAGUUGUGCAUCAGUACUGUUUGAUCUCAAGCGCACAUUCCACCUUUCAGAUGCCACAGAAGGAAGAUAUUCUUAAACAUCGAGUGGUUGUUGUUACGUUGAAUACUUCCCAGUACCUCUGUCAGUUGGACCUUGAACCUGGGUUUUUUACACACAUUCUGUUAGAUGAAGCUGCACAGGCCAUGGAGUGUGAAACCAUUAUGCCCCUAGCAUUAGCAACUGCGAGCACUCGGAUCGUCCUGGCUGGAGACCACAUGCAGCUCAGUCCUUUUGUUUACAGCGAGUUUGCCAGGGAGAGAAACCUUCACGUCUCAUUACUUGAUCGACUUUAUGAGCACUACCCUGCUGAGUUUCCCUGUAGGAUCCUCCUGUGUGAGAACUACCGCUCCCAUGAAGCUAUCAUCAAUUACACUUCUGAGCUUUUUUAUGAAGGCAAACUGAUGGCCAGUGGAAAGCAGCCAGCACACAAAGAUUUCUACCCACUAACUUUCUUCACAGCGCGAGGAGAAGAUGUGCAAGAAAAAAAUAGCACAGCUUUUUAUAAUAAUGCAGAGGUAUUUGAAGUGGUGGAACGUGUAGAAGAGUUGAGAAGGAAGUGGCCAGUAGCGUGGGGGAAGUUAGAUGAUGGCAGUAUUGGCGUGGUGACUCCGUAUGCCGAUCAAGUGUUUAGGAUACGUGCUGAACUUCGAAAAAAGAGAUUGUCUGAUGUUAACGUGGAAAGGGUGCUCAACGUUCAAGGAAAGCAAUUCAGAGUUCUGUUUCUUAGCACCGUGCGUACAAGGCAUACUUGUAAACACAAACAGACACCAAUUAAAAAGAAAGAGCAACUGCUGGAAGAUUCCACGGAGGAUUUAGACUAUGGUUUUUUAUCUAACUACAAGCUUCUCAACACUGCCAUCACCAGAGCACAGUCCCUGGUUGCUGUAGUGGGUGAUCCCAUUGCUUUGUGCUCUAUUGGAAGAUGCAGGAAAUUUUGGGAGCGGUUUAUUGCCCUGUGUCAUGAAAAUAAUAGCCUUCAUGGAAUCACUUUUGAACAGAUUAAGGCUCAGUUAGAGGCUUUAGAACUAAAGAAGACGUAUGUGUUGAAUCCACUGGCACCUGAAUUUAUUCCCCGUGCUCUAAGAUUGCAGCAUACAGGAAAUACCAGCAAACAACAGCAGUCGCCACCCAAGGCGAAAGUCCUUCAUCAUACCCAGAAUGAUCAUUUUCAGAAUGAUGGAAUUGUUCAGCCCAAUCCUUCUGUACUUAUUGGCAAUCCUAUUAGAGCAUAUACUCCUCCACCCCCUCUUGGACCUCACCCAAAUUUGGGAAAAUCUCCAAGCCCCGUUCAAAGAAUAGACCCUCACACUGGGACAAGUAUUCUUUAUGUACCUGCUGUCUAUGGAGGGAACGUAGUUAUGUCGGUGCCUUUACCUGUACCAUGGACAGGAUACCAGGGUAGGUUUGCAGUUGAUCCUCGAAUCAUUACACACCAGGCAGCGAUGGCCUAUAAUAUGAACCUAUUACAGACACAUGGACGAGGGUCUCCUAUACCUUAUGGCCUUGGACAUCACCCACCUGUCAGCAUAGGGCAGCCACAAAAUCAGCAUCAGGAGAAGGAUCAACAUGAGCAAAAUCGGAAUGGUAAAACUGACACAAAUAAUCCUGGACCUGAAAUUAAUAAGAUUCGAACACCAGAGAAAAAGCCUACAGAACCAAAACAGGUUGAUUUGGAAUCAAAUCCACUUAACAGAAGUCCUGAAUCACGUCCUGGCGGUGUUUAUCCCAGUACCAAAUUUCAUCGCAAAGAUAAUCUCAACCCCAGACAUAUAAAUCUUCCUCUUCCUGCUCCCCACGCACAGUAUGCAAUCCCUAAUCGCCAUUUUCAUUCCCUUCCCCAGCUACCAAGACCGCCAUUUCCAAUUCCGCAGCAGCACAGUUUGUUAAAUCAGCAGCAGAAUAAUUUGCCUGAGCAGCCCAAUCAAAUGCCACCCCAACCAAAUCAGGUAGUCCAGCAGCAGAGUCCAUUGAAUCAGCAGACUCAGCAGCCACCUCCUCAACUCUCUCCUGCAUACCAGGCAGGACCCAACAAUGCUUUUUUUAAUAAUGCAGUUUCUCAUCGACCACAGUCUCCUCCUGUGGAGGCUGUGAUUCCUGAACAGCAGCCCCCACCCAUGCUGCAAGAAGCCCACAGUCCUCUGAGAACCGUUGCACAGCCCAGCCCCAUCCUUCCUUCACAUCUGAAUAAUUUCAUUGAAGAGAACUCCUCAGGAUUGCCAAUAGCGGAGGCGUUAGAUCGUAUGCAUGGGAGUGUAGCUCUGGAAACAUUAAGGCAGCAGCAAGCGAGGUUACAGCAGUGGAACGAGCAUAAUGCUUAUCUCAGUCAAGGCAGUAUUCCAUACCCACACCAUCACCAUCCUCACCUCCAACAUCUCCCUCAGCCGCCCAUUGGAUUACAUCCGCCGCCAGUGAGAGCCGACUGGAAGCUCACCAACAGUGCCGAAGAUGAAGCAGAAACAACGUACUCAAGGUUUCAAGACUUAAUCAGAGAACUGUCUAAUCGUGAUCAAAGUGAAACACGAGAACUAGCUGAAAUGCCACCACCUCAGUCAAGACUUUUGCAAUAUAGACAAGUUCAGACUAGGAGCCCUCCAGCAGUCCCAUCUCCCCCGUCCAAUUCAGACCACAGUAGCCACUUUUGUAACUUUAAUGACAACAGCAGAGAUGUUGAAGUAGCCAGCAACGCAGCAGCGUUUCCGCAGCGCCUACCGCCCCAGAUGUUCAACUCGCCUUUCUCUUUGCCAUCGGAACACAUUGCGCCUCCCCCCUUGAAGUAUCUGGCGCCUGAUGGAGCAUGGACUUUUGCUAACUUACAACAGAAUCAUCUAAUGGGGCCGGGCUUUCCCUAUGGCCUACCUCCAUUGGCUCACAGGCCACCACAGAACCCUUUUGUGCAAAUACAGAAUCAUCAACAUGCUAUUGGUCAAGAGCCAUUUCACCCAUUAUCAUCUCGAACAGUAUCUUCUUCUUCGCUCCCUAGCUUAGAAGAGUAUGAACCCAGAGGACCUGGUCGGCCCUUGUACCAAAGAAGGAUCUCAUCCAGCUCAGUGCAGCCUUGUUCUGAAGAAGUAAGCUCUCCUCAAGAUAGUCUUGCUCAGUGUAAAGAGCUUCAGGACCAUAAUCACCAAUCUUCUUUCAACUUUUCAUCCCCGGAGUCCUGGGUAAACACCACCUCAUCUGCCCCCUACCAGAACAUUCCGUGCAAUGGACCCAGCAGGACAGCCCAGCCCAGAGAGUUGAUAGCUCCUCCCAAGACUGUCAAACCCCCUGAAGAUCAACUGAAGUCGGAAAACCUGGAGUUGUCCAGUUCCUUCAACUACAACGUGCUGCAGCAUCUUGGCCAGUUCCCACCCCUCAUGCCCAACAAGCAGAUUGCGGAGUCAGCCAACAGCAGUAGCCAGCAGAGCUCUGUGGGGAGCAAGCCUGCCAUGUCCUAUGCCAGUGCUCUGCGCGCCCCUCCCAAGCCCAGACCCCCACCUGAGCAGACUAAGAAGAGUAGCGACCCUCUGUCUCUGUUCCAGGAACUUAGCCUGGGGAGCGCCUCGGGCAGCAAUGGCUUUUACUCGUAUUUUAAAUAAUCACUUUUUUCCUCAAGGGAGAGUUUUAAUUUCUGUUUGUAUCGAUAGAAUUAAGAUAGUUGGACUUCACCCAUAGAUGCACAGUUCCCUUUGUUUUUAAUAUGAAAUAUGUUCUCACUUAAUUGCUUUGCUGCUAGACUUGCAACUAAUUUUUUAAAAGUAUAUUCCAUUAUUUUGCAUUUUCGAUGUGUCAGAAUUUUGACAGCUUUUAUGUAGAAUAAAAAAUAUUUUUAAAUUUGUGUAUUGUUACAUACGUUUGCAUCAGGCUAGCAGCUAAGAAGUUAAUUGUGCAACUAUAAAAAAAAAAGAAAAGUUUGUCUAAAAUGUAUUUAAAAAGAAAAAAAAAAUUGUAAGUAGCAUUUACAUUUAUUCAAUAAUAUUACCAUAUGCUGGGUUUCUGUACCAGAAAUGACCAGUUGAUGUACAAAUGUAUGUUAUUUUUGCUUAAAUUCAUUUAAAAUUUUUUAAAAUAAAGGGGCAGCAUCUUCUAAAUACUUUAAGUUUUAUCAGCUUUUUUUUUUUGUGUGUGACAGGAUGCUGCAUUCUAAAACUUUCAUAGUUUUAGAUUACAUAAGAUGUGCUGUUGUAUCUCCAUCCUCCACAGGAUAGAGUGAGAGGCAUCUUUGCAGGUGUAUUUAGUGUGCCACUGGUUUUUAAAAAGUGAAAAAACAUUGGCAUACUUAUUUUGUUUUUUGGACAAGCUACACUUCAAGCUUGUUUUUAACAUUAAUUUGAUAGUGUUUUUUUGUUGUUGUCUUGUUUUUUUAAAACAAAUCAUGAAACUGAAAAAUUUUUAGGAUUGUUGGUGCUUAGUAGACUUGAUAACUAUUUUAAAAAUGCGUGAAUUUAGUAAAAUCCUUUUUUCCUUCCUCCCCCUUACUACGCAUGUGUAAAUGUUUGUAACCUGGCUUCCCCUCCUUCUCUAGUGGUAUAAAGACUUGUGCCGCUUUAAGAUUUUUUUUUUUUCCCCUCAGUAAAAGUUUUGGUACCUUAUUUGAUGUUUACAUUAAAAUGUGACAUUAUACAUGGAAAUUCAAAUAUUUUGCUAACUGUUUUGUUUGAGGAACAUCAUUAAAGAAGAAAUACAAUGUUUGUCAAAGAUGUAUCAAAAUUCAUCUAAAUCUGAAGUAGAAAGCCACCCUUGUUUUUCAUCUCUUUCAGUUCUUCUAAAGUAACCCCACUGAACUUGUAUAAAAAGAUACAAUUUAAAUAGCUAUCUUAAAUAUUCUACGGUCUACAAAUUGUUUUGAAUGAACUUUGGUAAAAUCCAAAGGAGAACAUUUACCCUCUUAAAACUUGUGGUCUUGUAAUAUUUUUGAAGCAAUGCAUGUCCUUAUCUUUCCUGAUCUAGCAGUACUGCUUUUAUACUUCCAAGAGAUCUUGAAACUAUAAUCUAACUUUUUUUUAAAAAAUAAGAUGAGUCUGCAAAUGAACCUAACCUUCCUGAUGAUCCAUUCAAAAUUCUUUUUUAUUUUUUUGGAGGACAACUUUUAAUAGGCCAUGAUUAUUAGAAGAACAUUUUUAAAAUGGGGUUGAAAAGUGGCAGGGGGAAAGAAAAACUACCGUCUCUUACCUGGAGUUUAGUUUACGUUGGCCACCUAUAAUCCCCUGUAGCCCUCAGACCAUUUAGGAUGAGAUAGUGCCUUUCCUGAAAGGUCCGUAAGCUACAGGACAAGCGAGGCAUGCCUCUUUCCUUCAGCUCUGUCAUCUUACUCAGAGUGCAAUUCAUUUGUAUGUGGCUUCACAUGACAGGCUGCGGGUCUCUGUGUGAGUGGACAGAUGUCAACCUGUAGACUGCAGACAUGCUAAUGGUUAGUGUAAUUCAGUCAGAAAACUGAGCUGGCAGGUUCCACCACUGCAUUUUCUUUGUAUGAAGUUAGAUCACCACGUUUAGCUAUGUCCAGUUGUGCUCAACAUGCUUUAGUCAGAAGAAAAGAAGAAAAAGAUUUGCCUUGUAGUUCUGACCUGCCAACUCUUUGAUGAAACACAAGACAUAGCUCACGUGGAAAUUAGGUGUCCCUCAUGUGAGGGUGCGUAUGAAAACUGAUUUCCUGGGUGUUAAUGAUUUCCCCUCCGGAGUGUACAGGACUGCAGCACAGGCUGGGUACAUGUUCCAGAGGCAUCUCGGUAACAUGGAGACAGAACUGUAAUGUCAGGACUUUCGGUGGAACCGUCAUCAUGAAAUCAUUGCCUCGUUUUCUGUUUCCCAUACUUGAACCUUAAAAAAACAAUCAGUUUUUAAAUUAUUUACUUAAGGGCGUCAUGUGCAAACCUUUCUGUAAAUAGAUCGAUCAUGGAAGCUUUGGAGAAAGAAGCUGUUAAGUUGUGACAUCCCUGUUCUAAGCAGUUAUUUCCAAAAAAUUAAAAAUAAUGGCUGCUUAUUAGUCAGCGGCUCUGCUGUUAGUGUCCAGGUGUUUCUCGGGUCUUUAUUAUUUCGAAUGCUGUUUCCAUCUGAUACUCUUUGGGUUCUGCCCUGAAUGCUUAUUUUAACCUCUAACAAGCUUACUUUUCCUCAUCGUUAUUCUAUGCCGUCUUUCCAACCACGCUUUAAAGAACCUGUUAUUUACUUGUAGUAGCUUAUAAUGGUUUUGAGCAAGUCUUACUGUAAGAAUCAUUGCAAGUUUCCUUGAAAUGAGGCAUGGCUUCUGAAGACAGUUGAUGGUUUUGGAUAUUAUUUGGGUAGUAAUUAGCGAACACCCACAAAUUAGACUUAUAAAACCUAACUUUAUAUACUAAAUUCAACCUUAGCACUCAGAUGGAACUCAUAUAUGUAUUUAUAUAUUUUUUAGAAAACUUGAUGAUAGCCCCCUGGUAAUACCAAGUUCAUUUUCCUCCAGAAGAGUCCUCUUCUAAGUGAGGUUACUUAUUGACAUGCUGUCUUUUGUUCUUUGUAUCACUUUGUAUCCGUCUGAAGUUUCCUUUUUCUUGCCAGAAACAUUUUUUAUUCAUUUUACUCUUUCAGUGCUACUUGAGAUUUCCCUUUUUUACCUUAAAGAAAUUAUUUUUGGUGAUAGAGUUUGUAAAGUAGAAUAUUCAUGCUUUUUUUUUUUUUUUCCUGAUCUGAAAAUGAACUUCGGUUAAAAUUUGAAGAGCUUCAUUCAGUUUAACAUGGAUACUUUCUGGUGUGUUUUUUAAAAGAGGCUUUGGUUGCCAUUUUGGCAUAUGCUUUGCCAGAUUGUUAGAGCAGAGCUUUGUUUUGAUUAAUCAGUAGUUAAUUAUUGACCAUUUAAACUAACAUGGCCUUAAUUUUCCUUUUCUCACACAGAUACGCUUCCUAUCCAGGUCGUUUUGUAUAUGUGAAAUAACUUUGUGUGCCUCGUGUGAUUUUUCUCAUCAGAGUUUCUAGAAUAAGUUCAGAUUCCAUGUAAACAGCAACUGGUCUUUUCAGUUCAAAGAAUUGCAGAGUAAGUGAAAUAAGCAGAAUUCCCACUGUGUAAGCAUCACCUAAUUAAACCCAGCAAUCUCAAAGACUGAUUUAUGAAAGUCGUUUCCUUGUUUAUGGAAGCAUUGAAGUGGCUGACAAAGCUAACUGUAUUUCCUAACUUUGGGUAAUUAAUAUAUCUUCGAAACCCUGGUGGUGCAGUGGUUAAGAGGUAUGGCUGCUAACCAAAAGGUCAUCAGUUCGAAUCCACCAGGCGCUCCUUGGAAACCCUGUGGGACAGUUCUACUCUAUCCUCUAGGGUCGCUAUGAGUCAGAAUCGACUCGAUGGCAACAGGUUUGGUUUUUUGCUUUUGGUAUUUUUUUUUUGCUGUAGUGUAGUUGAUUUUAUGUGUUUACUAGUUUUCAUGUCCUUGCAUCUCAAGAGCAAAGCUAUAAAACGUAAGAGAAUGUAUCUGUAGCUGCCUUGGCACAAGGAGAGUCAGGGAGUGGAAAACAAUUUCAAGAUAAAUUUUCUUCACGUUUUAACUAUUAAGAAAAGGAGAUUCACCAAUUUUAGACGUUUAAAAAAUAAACACCUGUUAUCCUUGGCAUUGUUUCAUAUUGGAGUUGUUUUUAAAAAAGUAAUCCCGGUAAAGGUUUAAAAUACAAGGUAAAAACUUUAAAUAUAUUGAAAGUCACAAAUCACUGUCUUAAAACGUUAUUUAGGCUAGCCAAGUGAUUUUUUUCUUCCAGUUCCUAAAAGGUAGUAAUUUGCCUUCCCUGAUUUACCAGACAUUAUUGCUUGCUAACCAUCCCCUUGGGCUCAAACAUAGAAAUGACUGUGAGGGUGGCGCAGGAUCGGACAGUAUUUGAUUCUGUUGCUCGUAGGGUCGCUCUGAGCCAGAACUGACUCAAUGGCACCUAACGACGAGGACCAGCCCCUUAACAUAUGAAAGCCCUCAAUUUCUUAAAAAAAAAAAAAAAAUUUUUUUUUUUCAAUUUCUACUACCGCUUUAUAUGUCUUCCUGCACCUCGAAGUAAAUGUCUUAGUGCAUCUGAUUUUUCUUGCCCCUCUUUGCCAUCUGAAAUUAGAAAAAUGGAUCCUGUUGUAACUAUGAUUUCUUGUUCAAAAUAGCACUUAGUGGUACCGUCGCAUGUUAUAAAGCUAUCAUCAUGAAAGAGUAGGUGGCUGCUAGUCUUCAAAGUGUGCAUUAUGAUGGACUUCUCACGUUUCCUGUCUACUGGAGGGUGGAUAUUUAUUUGCUGAGAUUUACUGUAAAGCUUCUAAAUUCACACUUACUCCUUUUGUACCUGUUCAAUUAGCAAUUUUGAGACCGUUGUUACAAGGAGUGACUCUGAUGUUUAAAAUUCUUAUUAAAACACAUUCAGGAAAUGGUGUUAUGUUAUUACUUUAAACUAGAAUAUCAGAUUAAAAAUUAAAAAAUAGUUCUAAUUAACCUCGAAAUUUUUUGAGCUGAUUGAAAAGAUUUGCUUUGGAGUGAACUUUAAGGCAAAAGAGUCACCAGUGUGAGUUUCUGCAGCUUUUUUGAAGUGAGGUACCUAACAGAAAAAUCUAGACUUAGAAGUGUGAACUGCACUUAGAUCCUAAACCCCACUUAAACAGUGGGGCCUGAAGCUUCUGAGACUGGGUGUUAUGAAAAUCCAGAGACAUUCAUAUGCUUAGAGUUUCAGUAAUUGGAGAGUUAGACCAGGUUUUAUUUGCCGCUUGUUCAACAGAAAUUUUAUUUUGAUACAAAUAUUAAGCAUAAAACAUAAUGAGUUUUAUAUAAUUCUGACUUCAUUAAACAAUAUUAGGAAAUUUUCAUUAUGUCCUUGGGGAGUCUUUUUAGAUAUUUUUUGCACCUGAUGUAUGAGGUCUCCUCUGUAUUUUAUUUUAGAUGCUAGCAUGUGAUUGCCUGCCUUAGAACUAUGUAUAGGAGGAGAAAUCAAUAUUACCUUUUAAAAGAUGUUUGGUUUUAUAAUAAAUUUUUUCAUGAUGACUUUUCUAAUAUUUGAGAAGUAAUGGCAAAGGGGUGGCAGAUUAUAUAGGUUUCAAAUAGUGUAGCCAGCCACACACAAGUAGGAAUGAAGAUCAAGUAUCUAUUUACAAAUCUGUCCUAUUUUAAGGUUUUAGAAUUGUGACCAGUAUAGAGCAGUGGUUCUCAAACUUGAGCAAGCAUUAGAAUUACCAGGAAGUCUUGUUAAAAUAGAGCCUACCGCCUCCUACCCCCAGAGUUCCUGAUUCUAGAGCCUGAGAAUUUGCAUAUCGAACUAGAUCUCAGGCGACUCUGAUGCUGCUGGUCCAGGAACUACAGUUUAAGAGCCACUGGUGGAGAGAAAAUCUCAAGGUCUUUUCAACCACCCAUAUUUUCAGAGUUGUGAUACCAUGAGUGGAACAUUCUGGGGAAAGGGCUCUAUUGGAUUGGUUGCUACCCUCCACCUUCCCCUGUUUAGGGCCGCUGCCGCUCCUCCACAUGAGGGUGCAGGAGCGCUUUCAUUUCUAGGGUGCGUGUGGUUUUGCAAGCACUGCUGCCUGGACUUUGGAAGUGUGUGUAUUCGUAUGACGUCCGUAGAGUCAGCCUUGAUCCGCACACAGGGAGGCACUGUGGAAGGCAUCAUCAGGAUGUCAGGAGAAUGUGCUUAGCAUUUACAGAGGCACUAAGUGCAGGGGGCGCUGUACUAGGAUGGCAGUGACAAGAUCAUGGAAAACAGUAGGUAACCCCCAAAUUAUGUAUUCCUAGUUUUUAUGUUUUUUUUUUUUUGCGGCGAGGUGAUUCCAAAUGCUUUGCUUUUCAAAUGAUAUGUUUCUCAGGUUAAAACAAUGUUAUUUUUAAUCCUUUGCUGUGCCAGCAGAUGUGGGAGGACCCUUAAAGUGUUGUAUAUGGCAGAAAAUUGAUAAUUGUCUCUGAUUACUUUGCUCCCUUAAAAACAGAUAAUGUUUCCAAAACAGUCUAGGGGAAUCCACCAGCUACACAGUGUGAGUUAUUCAUAAGCCAUAGGUACACAUGUAUGAGCAAGUUAGUUUUUUGAGAAAGGAACUGCCUAUAAUGUAAUCACUCUGACUGGUCUUUGGCUGUUUUAAAAUUUGUGUGUUGUCUUUGAUGUUGUUAAUAUCCACCCUGGACUGCAGCCUGGGGGAUAUUAGGCUCUGCCUCUGGUUUUUAGUUUGGCUUUGAACUUACUGAGAUACUAGAGAAAAAAUUUUUUUAAAGAAUAUAUUUUUAAGGUGAUAGGAUAUAGAAUGACCUAGACAUGCAAGUAAACAUGGCAACCGUUCUAGAACACCCCGUCGUGGGAUUCUUAAAGCUCGGUACUUCCUACUUGAAAGGCUCGAUGACCUUUGGUGGAAUUACUGAAAUAUUGAGCAGAAGUUCCUUUACCCAGUUCCAGCUUCCAAGGAGCUUCAUUUUCUUUACUUUUUGCUUUGCAUGAUUCCUUGUGUGAGACCUCUUUAUAUAUUUCAAUAGGUCAGAGGGCCCUUCUGUCCAGGAUAUGGUCCUAGUGAGUCAGUUACACCUGAGAAUGUUCUCGGCCCCUCCCAUAGAGAGGAUUUUCAUACAUCCAGACCAUGCCUGCUUUCUGUAAAUCCAUGUAUACAACAUUGUACUGUAUCCGCUUUCUGUGCCAGUCAUCCAACUUGAUUCUUUGAAACCCAUGAAGGUACUGGUUAUACCUUAGUAGUGGUAGUAUCCUAGGUAAAUCUGGUGAUUGAAAUACCUCUCUUUAAAUUAUAAACGUAAUGGGUUUUGCAUUUCAUUAAAGGGUCCUGUUAUUAGUGAUGCAGGGUUUGUUGUUGUUUUUGUUUUUGUAAUGCUUCAAAAAUGUAGUUCUUUCCUAAACUUGUCCAGCUAACUUUGUAUGAUUAGUUAGUUAGCAGAUUCCUAUUGGGUCUUACUUUGAAAAGUCUUUCUAAGGGAGGCCAUAUAAAAUGGAGGUGGUCAGUUUCCAUCUCUGAUGUGAAAAGUACCAGUUGUGCAGCCAUCUAAUUAAGCUUAAUUUAUGGCAAAAUGAUCACAAAAUUAUUUUUUUCUUUGUGGUUAAUGAUACCUCAUCUGCGAGGUCCUAAUAGCUAAAAGAAUUUAUUCUUAAAAAUGAAAGUGACUUUGUACCAUAAAAUGACCCCAAAGCCACUCCCUAGGGUUUUGGGGGUUUUUUUCUUUUUUUUUUUUUUUCUAAACUUAGUUCUUCAGUUCUUUUAGCCACUUUGGCUUCAGUUUGGGGUCUACAGUUCAUACGGUGUGAUCAUUGUCUCAGUGAAGUUCUUUUGUUUGAAAAGAUUCAUGGUAACACAAAAUGUAUUUUACUGCGACAACUAAAAUGUAUUUAUAAUAAAAUGCCUUUUUAAUAAUA
Loxodonta africana (African savanna elephant) is the source of this 15951-nucleotide messenger RNA. It is a transcript of the gene HELZ, whose product is annotated as helicase with zinc finger. Lineage: Eukaryota; Metazoa; Chordata; Mammalia; Proboscidea; Elephantidae. Gene Ontology annotation, cellular component: cytosol; P granule. The coding region runs from base 2709 to 8240 and encodes 1843 amino acids. The record is from RefSeq and is a predicted model, not a curated record. Gene Ontology annotation, biological process: regulatory ncRNA-mediated post-transcriptional gene silencing. The transcript has 31 exons. Gene Ontology annotation, molecular function: DNA binding; hydrolase activity; metal ion binding.